CACUAAGGCGCUCUGCAGUCUUUUCUAAACACACUCCCUGUUGUGCAUUCAGGGAAUAAUAAGCCCUUCAUUUACAAGGCAGGCUGCCAAGUCUGUUGCCUGGCAGAAAAAAGGAAACACCUACAGCCAUAGCAAGCUCUUUGUACUUUCAGUUUCGCUUCUGUGAAAGCAAAAACUAAUCGAAAGAAAGGGAAGCAGAAAGAGACAUAGGGAAAAGAAAAAUGACAGCUGAAGCCGUAUCUCAAAGCCUCACCAAGAUUCUCUGCUCUCAUGGAGGCUCAAUGGAGUAUAAGAUGCUGAAAGAACAGCUGAAGGGACAGCCAAGAGAAAUUCAGAAGCUCCUCUCAGAAAUCCUCCAGGACAAGAGCAGGUUUGCCCUACGCCAGGGAGAUCCAGGAAGCAGGCCGGGGUGUGUGAUUAGCCCCAACACUGUCGUGGCUGCUAAGACUGCAGUGCGCUUAUGCAAAAAAUACCCCAACGAGACCUGCCACAACUGUAGAGACCUUCACCUCUGCAAAUUCUUUGUGUAUGGCAACUGCAGAUAUUCAAAGGAACAAUGCAGAAAUAUCCAUGAUAUAAAGUCUGGCCACAAUCUUCAAGUCCUGAAAAGAUAUGGUCUGCAAAAUCUUGAUGAACGCCAGCUGAGUGCACUCCUGCUCCAGAAUGAUUCAUCUCUCCUGCCUGAGGUUUGUGUGCAUUACAACAAAGGAAGUGGGAAGUUUGGAUCCUGUACAUAUCAGACAGGUUGUAGCAAGCUUCACAUAUGUCUGCACACCAUGAGAGGAAAUUGUAAAUUUGGCAACAAAUGUAACAGAUCUCACAAAUUUGAUGGCGUUGCCUGGAAAAUCCUGAAAGGUCGAGGUCUGUCUGAAGCACGUAUUUGUCAACUACAGGAGAUCUACCAUAAUAUAUUUAUUAUUAAAGACUGCAGAAAUGCAGACGAGGAAAGUUGCUCGAGUCGCUCAAGAGAGUCUUCUGUAAGUUCUAACAGUGAAGGUGACUCUGAUGAAAUCUGUCUCUACUACAUUUCAAAAUACUGCAGCUUUAAAGAAAAGUGCAUGAAUGUUCAUUUCCACCUUCCAUACAAAUGGGAAGUGUUUGAUGGUCACAGCUGGUCUGAAAUCAUUAAUAUGGAACAAGUUGAAAAAGAUUUUUGCAACCCAGAAAACAUAGUAAGUUCUGGUUCUCCAUCUGUUGACUAUCAAAAUAUGACCACCGGGCUUGCCAAAGUGCGCCGUUUGUCCACUGUGUCCUCUGUAACUAAGAAACUUCACUUCAGUCUAACAACUAAGUGGAUCUGGUACUGGAAAGAUGAAUUUGGAAAAUGGAUAGAGUAUGGGAAACAAGUGACUACACAUAAUCUUUCAUCAGUCACAUCAGAUGACUUGGAGGAAAAAUUCCUUGCUAAUUGUGAUGACUGUGUGACCUUCACGGCUGGACAGCAUGAAUACACUCUCAGCUUCAAAGAUAUGACCCAGCAAAACCAGAAACACAAAACAAAAAGAGAAGUCAGGAGAAGACCACAGUUUAUUUCUCAACAAGAUGCGGAGAAGAUCAAACGAAGCAGUGAUUCCUCAGGAGGGCAGACCUUGAUGAGUAAAACCAUUCCAGAUAACUGGGACAAAUCAGCCACCCCUGAAUAUGGAUACAAGCUUGUUCAACUUGCUCAAGAAUCUGAGGAGUUUAAGCAAGUUUUAGGCCAUUUUCAGCGGACCAUGCCAAAUGCAACUGUGUCUAAAAUUAACAGGAUCCAAAACCAAGACCUCUGGGAAAUGUUCCAAAUACAAAAGGAACAGAUGAAAAAAAAGAGCGGAGAUAAGUAUGUCGAUGAACGGCUUUUAUUUCACGGAACUGAAAAAUCACUUGUGGAUGCUAUUUGCCACCAAAACUUUGAUUGGAGAAUUUGUGGUGUUCAUGGCACUUCUUAUGGCAAAGGAAGCUACUUUGCAAGAGACGCUUCUUAUUCCCACAGCUACUCAAAUGCCAGAUGCUCUGAAAACAUCUUGUUUGUAGCCCGGGUUUUGGUGGGAAAAUUUAUUAAAGGAUCGAGCAGCUACAACAGGCCUCCCUCUAAAGAUGGCAGUAAUAUGAAUUUCUACGAUAGUUGUGUUGACAACGUUGACAAUCCUUCUAUCUUUGUUAUCUUUGAUAGAUGUCAGAUCUACCCUUCAUAUGUAAUAGAAUAUAGCAUGGAACCAAGCAAGAUAAAUCUGAGAAAGUUAGUUUACCCCAAAAAAAUUAUGUCAAAUUGGUAAGCAAUAGAACUGUUUUAAGAAUUACCUGAGGAAAUGACAUACUAAAGAAUUUCAUAUUUUAACAUUUUUUCUUGAAAUUUGUUACUAGUUACAAAUGUCAUCUCUCUUAAAUGGUCUGAAUUAGCAACUUGCACAGAACUGUUAAUGAACCGCAAAUGUUAAGAUUAUUUCUGUUCCGAUUAGGAGAUUUUGUAAAAAUGAGUGGAAAAACUUUGGAUUUAGCUGCUAUACGGUGAGUGGUCACUUUAUUCAGUCCACUGGAGUGCUCAAUCACUGACAGUGUCGUAAUGAAUUCAGUUCAUUUUAUUUUUGUA
Polypterus senegalus (gray bichir) is the source of this 2569-nucleotide messenger RNA. RefSeq names its product protein mono-ADP-ribosyltransferase PARP12-like. The record is from RefSeq and is a predicted model, not a curated record. Gene Ontology annotation, molecular function: zinc ion binding; NAD+ poly-ADP-ribosyltransferase activity. NCBI's taxonomy places the organism in Eukaryota, Metazoa, Chordata, Cladistia, Polypteriformes, Polypteridae. The transcript has 12 exons. Bases 222 to 2255 code for a protein of 677 amino acids.